Molecule: messenger RNA, 799 nt
Organism: Rhodotorula graminis WP1
Lineage: Eukaryota; Fungi; Basidiomycota; Microbotryomycetes; Sporidiobolales; Sporidiobolaceae
Exons: 5
Biological process (GO): NADPH regeneration
Cellular component (GO): cytoplasm
Molecular function (GO): oxidoreductase activity; nucleotide binding
Source: RefSeq, a predicted model, not a curated record
AUGGACACCAAGCGCAUCCGCGUCGCUCUCCUAGGUGCAGGCGGCUUUGCAACAGACGCACACCUGCCCGCCAUCGCACACAACACCGACACCCUCGACCUCGUCGCCCUCUACUCGCGCUCGCUCAAGUCGGCCCAACAGCUCCAACAAGCCGCAGCUCGCUUCAGCUCGCUCGCCCCAACGUCGAGCCACCUCGACCUGUACUCGGACGACCACCCCAACAAACACAACCUCGCCACCCUCCUCGCCCGACCCGACCUCGACGCCGUCGCCGUCUGCCUCCCCAUCCCGCAUCAGCCCGCCGUCCUCCUCGAGUGCCUCCGAGCCGGCAAGCAUGUCCUGUCGGAAAAGCCCAUCGCCCCGACCGUCCACCGCGCCCUCGAGCUCGUCGCCGAGUACGAGCGCGACCACGCGCCCCGCGGCGUCCACUGGCUCGUCGCCGAGCAGUUCCCGCACGCCGCCGCGUGGGAAAAGGCCCGCCAGCUCGUGCGCGACGCCAAGCUCGGCCGCCUCGUCGGCUUUGACGCCGACGUCUUCAUCCAGCCGUCCCUGAAGGCCGGCGCCACCAACUGGCGCCGCGUCCCCGACUACCAGGGCGGGGUGCUCGACGGCGGCGUCCACUUCUUUGCCGCCCUGCGUCACGUCCUGUCCGGCACGCCGACACCGACCGACCUCGUCGCCGCCUCGGCCCACCUCGGCAGCACCCUCGUCCUGUCGUACGGCACCCCGCAGCCGAGCGACGCCGAGCAGUACACGUUCCGCGACAGCGACGCCGUGCUCAUCGACCCGCUCCCGCCGC